This is a messenger RNA of Mizuhopecten yessoensis (Yesso scallop), 3140 nucleotides long. RefSeq lists its product as uncharacterized. The transcript is spliced from 11 exons. Lineage: Eukaryota; Metazoa; Mollusca; Bivalvia; Pectinida; Pectinidae. Bases 189 to 3029 code for a protein of 946 amino acids. The record is from RefSeq and is a predicted model, not a curated record.
AAACUGAUGUCAUCGUAGUCGAUGGAUCCUUUGCUAACACUAAAACAUGGAAUGGAAACACUGGUAAUGUUGGUCUGACAGUAGCAACACCGUUUUCUUUCUUACGCUCCGGUGCCAUAGCAGUACAUCAUGAUUUAGUGUCAUCAAAAUACACUGAAACCGUCAACGCUGAUUGGAACGGCGAAAAAAUGCUCGACAUGGAUGUUGUUUUUGGAAAAGACACUUCAUACGUAGCUGCAUUAACAAUGCGAGCACCCCGACCAGUUUCAUUUUCAUCUAACGGCGAAUUAACCGACUCUGCCAUCAGAGGAGACGUGAAUAUAAACUGGAACACCGAAAGUCAAGACAGUAACGUUAGAAUGGCAGCAGCUGUAAACGAUAAAAGUGAUAGCUUUACUGAGAGGAAAGAUGUGUCCGUGACAGUCACAUUACCUAGAAAGACGGUUGUUGUUACAGGGUCUCUUACCAGAUCUUCUAUCGCUUUGAGCUCCAGUGGAAACUUAAUUGUUGACGGUGUUACCAAAUACGGAAUUGACUAUGAAACAUCUGAUAGAAACAGACGUAGCAAUAGGGAACAGAGCAAAGCAUUAGCUAUUCGACUUCCAUCCAGGACUCUCAAAACGACUAGUCUGUUUAGCGACAGUUAUGGUAUCAGGACCACCGAGGGCGCCAUUUUCUGGGAUGCAGGCAGAGACGAAACACAGAAAAUAGGAGUUAGAGGCAGUCUGAUUCCUCAAGGAAGAUCAACAAAGGCUGACUUUUCCGUUAGCUUCCCGAGUCUUGGAAAGAACGUCAAGCUCGACUCCGAAGUAACAAUGAACAGCGGGAACAUUAUAUUUGAUGGUAAGACUGAAUUCAGCUACUCUGGUGAUGCUAACAAGAACCUUGUGAUCCAUUCACGCGUGGAAGACCUUUCGUCAGGCUUCAGAAAGAACUAUAGCUUCGUCGUUGGUGUUACUCAUCCUGCGACCACCAUUGAUGUCCAACUGACGUCCAACCUCGGUCGUGUUGACAACAAAUACUCCGCCGACAUGGGCUUCCAGUACCUAACUGCUAACCGUAAUAGGAAGAACUUUGCCCUGAUGGGAGAAAUUGAUAACAUGAGGAAUCAAAUGAAAUUCGAGAUGGUGUCUCCUAUCAAAUCCGUAAAAGUGUCAGGACAAGUCAGUACCAGUGUUCCCUACAGACUUUCUAUCCAUAAUCUGUAUGAUGAAAGACCAGUAGAUGCAGAGUUGAUAAUUGAUCCUAGCAAACUGAGCAUGGGUUUCCAUAUGAAUUACGACAUUGACAACCAAGGCAAAGUGCUCCACGCUGAGGCGAAAUAUGUGAACAAUAGCGCGAUCAGAGCUGAGAUAUACCGAGAGGAAAACACACAAAGGAUCACCGACAGCCUAUUUGCCAUGCGGCUAAACACAUCCAGAAUGCUUCACACGAGAUUGCACUGGCGCCCAACCCUUGUUCAGGAUCUGAAGACAUAUGGACUCCGACGAAUGGUCCGUAACAGCAGAGACUUCGUGGAGCUCUAUAAUGAAAUAUCAUCUGGAAUUAAUGAGGAAGUGAACUCCAAAUACAACAGCAUCAGGUCUUCCGUCCUGGAAGAACUUGCGCCAUACUUCCAGUUAGCCGCCAACAAUAUUAGAGGAAUGCAACGAGAAGUAACAUCUCUGAGAGGAACUGUUGACUGUGAUAUGUUGAACAGUCGUAUAUGUAUUGACGAAUUAUCGGAUUAUAUCACGACAGUCGUUAUGGAAUUCCAAAAUCUAGCCAGUUGGAUGGAAACUGCGGCCUCUUCACGUGUGUCAUACCCGAUGAAGGAUUCCGUGGACGAGUACAUUGUUGGUGGAAGUGAACUACUGCAGGCGAUUGGACAGGAAUCAAGAAGGAACUUUGCUACCAUGAUGAAUUCAUUGGAUGUGAAACUUGGGGAACUUUCGACAACUGCCCUCCUGACAUUCAAAACCUACCACGACCAUAUGACCAAUGCUAUUGCCCAACCGUUGAACACGGAUACUCUGCGUCUGGCAAAAGCUAAAUACAACGCCUAUGUCUCAAAGGUCACUAACCAAUUGCCAUCUAUCAACGACUUAGCUCAGCGAUACACGUCCACCCUGUACAAUGGGAGAGAACAGAUAAACUCCGCCCUGUACGGACUGUUGGACCGACCGGAAGUAGACUUCAUUCAAUCCAAAGCUGCUGCCGCUUACAAAUUCUGGGAAGUUGAAGAGAAUACCAAGGCCGCACUCGCAAGUGUGCACGAUCAUGUCAUGGAAAUAAUUGAGGAUGAAAUUGAAGCGCUGAAAGCUGUCAUCACUGACCUUGAGAAGACAAAGAUAACUGUGUUCGACCCUGUAAAUGGCGAAGCUCAAACUGACACUUACCUCGUUGUACCCAUGAAAUCUCUGAAAACUCUACCAGGCAUUGACGUCAUCCAACACUACAACAACAUUCGGUCGUAUGUGCCCGACAUCAGUGAAUUGAGAUCCAUCUACGAUUAUAUACCAUCCUCAGAUUUCAGCACCUGGAUGCCACCUUUUGAUGCUUUCGGAACCGUAGAGGGCAACACAUUCACAACAUUUGACGGGAAAACGUACCAGUUCAACGGCAGGUGUAGCUACGUGCUGGCUGGUGACUAUAUGGAUGGUAACUUCUCCAUCGUCCUCGACUACAUGGGGAAACAGAAGAGAAGGGUUAUCAUAACCACUACCAAACACGCUGUACAACUCCUACCAAAGAACAAGUUAAGAGUGGAUGGAGCCAUUGUGGAAAUGCCAUAUCACGACGAGGACAUAACCGUCGUCAAUGAGGGCGAUGACGUCACAGUGAGUGGACAUGGAUUCACCCUCCGACAUAGCGUGCCAAGUGAUGUGUACGAGAUCGGACUGAGUGGUUGGUACUAUGGAAAGACAGGAGGACUGCUGGGAACCUACGACAACGAACGUCACAACGACAUGAUGAUGCCCUCGCGACAACUCGCUAAUGACGUCACGUCUUUCGCGGAUACCUGGGAAGUCAAUGACAGAUGUCGUUAAAACAUUGGACAUUGAGUAACUAAUGAAAUGUUAAGGUGUGAUAAUUGGAAAUAAUUUAUUUGACAUAAGUUUGAAAUUAUUUGAAUUGAAUAAAAAAUUAUUAGCAUGCAA